CCCGCAGCCGCGCCGGGCGCGGGGCAUGGCCAGACUCACCGAGGGCGAGGCGAGAAGACAGCCGCCGCCGCUUCCGCCAGCGCCGCAGCCGCCGCGCCGAGCUUCCCCCAUGAACAGCAGCGGCGGCGCGGAGCCCCCCGCGCAGCCCGACAGCAUGAAAGACCUGGAUGCCAUCAAGCUCUUCGUGGGGCAGAUCCCGCGCAACCUGGAGGAGAAGGACCUCAAGCCGCUCUUCGAGCAGUUCGGCAAGAUCUACGAGCUCACCGUGCUCAAAGACCGCUACACCGGCAUGCACAAGGGUUGUGCAUUCCUCACAUACUGUGCCAGAGACUCUGCCAUCAAAGCCCAGACAGCACUGCAUGAACAGAAGACUUUGCCAGGGAUGGCGCGCCCAAUUCAAGUGAAACCUGCAGACAGCGAGAGCCGUGGAGGUAGGGACAGGAAGCUCUUUGUGGGCAUGUUAAAUAAGCGGCAGUCUGAGGAUGACGUGCUCCGGCUCUUUGAACCAUUUGGGGUCAUUGAUGAAUGUACGGUGCUCCGUGGACCUGAUGGUAACAGCAAAGGCUGUGCUUUUGUAAAGUUCUCAUCUCACACAGAGGCUCAGGCAGCAAUCCACGCACUCCAUGGCAGCCAGACAAUGCCCGGUGCCUCCUCCAGUCUAGUGGUGAAGUUUGCUGACACAGAUAAGGAAAGGACCCUCCGUCGUAUGCAGCAAAUGGUGGGGCAGCUGGGGAUAUUCACUCCAUCUCUCACCUUGCCGUUCAGCCCAUACAGCGCCUAUGCGCAGGCUCUGAUGCAGCAGCAGACAACGGUUCUCUCCACCUCCCAUGGCAGUUACCUGAACCCAGGCGUCGCCUUCUCCCCAUGCCACAUCCAGCAGAUCGGUGCCAUCAGUCUCAACGGGCUGCCAGCUGCUCCCAUUGCACCAACAUCAGGGCUACAUUCACCAUCUCUCCUGGGAACAGCAGCCAUGCCGGGACUGGUAGCACCAAUUUCAAAUGGAUUUACUGGAGUGGUACCAUUCCCAAAUGGGCAUCCAACCUUGGAAACAGUUUACACCAAUGGCCUUGUGCCAUAUUCAGCCCAGAACCCUUCAGUAGCAGAGACUUUGCACCCAACCUUCACAGGAGUUCAGCAGUAUGCAGCUGUGUAUCCGACCACCACCAUCACCCCCAUUGCACAGAGCAUCCCUCAGCAGCCUCCCAUCCUGCAGCAGCAGCAACGAGAAGGUCCUGAAGGCUGCAAUCUCUUCAUCUACCAUCUCCCUCAGGAGUUUGGAGACAACGAGUUGAUGCAGAUGUUCCUGCCCUUUGGCAAUAUCAUUUCCUCUAAGGUAUUCAUGGAUCGUGCCACCAACCAGAGCAAGUGUUUUGGUUUUGUAAGCUUUGACAACCCAUCCAGUGCACAGACUGCUAUCCAGGCUAUGAAUGGCUUCCAAAUUGGCAUGAAACGUUUGAAGGUCCAGUUAAAACGACCCAAGGAUGCUAACCAUCCCUACUGACAGCAGUAAACAGCAGGAGUCACUUCUGCAGCACAAGGUGAAAGGAAGGAAAGUCCAGAGGAAGAAUUUCUGCUUCAGGUUGAUUUACAGAAAGGCCAGUAAAUUUGUCGACUCUUUUGACACCACCCCUUUCCUUCCUCUGCUUCCCACCUACCCACCAUAUCUUCCUCUUCCCCUCCUCUUCAAGACAUGCAAUUAAAGAGAAGGCUCAAUAUCUGUCCAGGAGGAAGAUUCUUGCCACGACCGACUCACAUAUUUGCUGCUAAUGUGGUGCAUAGCAAAGGGACCAGCAAAUCAGCAGCCCCUGGGGACAUAAACCUCUUCCUCUUGGGGUAUGGCUGGAGUAUGUGGACCAAGAAAACCCACUGAUGUGUCUCUAGGUUAAUGCAGUGAUGUAUGGAAGUUUAGUCCCAUCCCUCCCUCCCUCUUCCUCCAUUUCUGGCCCUUUCAUAGAUAAAUAUACAUAUAUAUACAGUCUCUAUUUUUUUUUAAAGUGGCUCACAGGACCAAACUUUUCAGAUGGACUGCUUGCAAGAGGUAUUGGGAAGUUCGGGGUUUACCUUUGCAAGAGUGUCUUCUCAGCACAUGCUGCAGAUAGGCCUGAACAUUUUGAGAAGAUGCUUGGGGAGAGAGAGGGGGAAGGUGGCAGGGGGUAGGGAAAAAGAGAGGAUCAUCUGUCUGCUCAACAUUAGCAAGGAGGAGGAGAAAUACCUACCUCCAGGAUUAGGCCGCAGUCAGAUGUUCAGCUCGAGUCACUCAUCCACUGUAGCACCAGCCUGGUUAAGGAUCUGAAGAGCUCUCAGUCUUACCUUUCCAAGGGCUUUUGCAGACAGAGCUCCUGGAAUGUUGUGCCAGACCCCAGGCUGAGCACUCCCAGAUUAGGCUGAGAGCACAGGAAACCAGUCCCUUUACGUAUAGGAACUCUACUGCCUCCCCACACAUGGCACAGAUCCGUGUUUCGUAGCUCUCCAUGGUAACAGCAUUUUCUUGAUGAAGGCAAAAGAAGAUGAGUGUGAGCAGAUGCAAUCUUCAAAACAGUUACAGAAGCCUCACAGGGGCUACACACUGCCUCCCCGUGUCAGAUAAGCUAACGCUUUCCGUAAGCUGUAAAAUGUGUUGAGGGGUUGAACGCCACAGCAGAGCUGCCUAUUGGGCAGUUCUGAUUCCCAGAUGAAACAGGAUGUUUUCUCCCUCUGAGUUUAGCAAGAAGACUCACCUCACGCACCUGUUGCAAAGCUUUCCCCAGCAGAUGCAAGGAUAAUAUGAUGAAAGAAGGUUGCCAUUCAGUUUUUAAAUUUUUCCCAGCACUCCCUCCAAGGCAUUGAUAAUACAUUAUACAGUAUAUAUAUAUAUAUAUAUAUAUAUAUAGGGACAGCUAUAUACACAUACUCUUAAGCACAGAAUGUAGUUCAGAACUUGAUUUAGGAAAGAUCCUCUGGGAGUGGGGGAUGUGUCACACUGACAAGGCACAUCCUUUUAACAGUUGGAAACAAUCUCUUAAAUGUCUACAAAAAUAAGGAAAGCAAGACAGAACAAACCAACCAACCCCACAGUGAUUAAUGAAUGGUUAGUUUAAAUAUUCCAGAGUUUGGUAGGGUACCACAAACAUUUGUGUGUGGGGGUGUGUGCAGUGGGGGUUGGUGGGGAAACGUCGAUGCAAUUUACUGAAGUGAGCUAUGGGGAUUUUAGAGAAUCUUGGCCAACUCUCGCUCUCCUCCAGUUUCCCUUUGUUCAGGUGUGUGUGGCACAGUUCUAUACGUACCUUUACAUCUCCUCAACUACCCUUCUGUAUCUGAUGCUGAGAGUUUAUGAGAGAUGAAUGAAGCUGUGUGUCUGUCUGUUUCUAUAGUCCAUGUUUACUUAUUGUAAAUACCAUUUUUAUACUUAACAUCUAUUAUGUAUGUGAUUUGUAUAAUGUACUUUAUUUCUGCUACAAGUAAUUUCAUGAAGUUUAAACUUAGUCUAAUUUUGAACAAAACAAAACAAAACAAAAAAAAAAAAAAAAAAGAAAAAAAAAAGAAAAAAGACCAACAAAUGCAAAAUAGGAAAAAAAGGACUUCUGAAAUGCUGGGUCGAGCUCGUUUAAAACAAGCAUUUACAGUUUCUUCCAUCACAGUUACUGAUGUGACUGUACAAUGUUACAGGUGCGAAUACAAGCUCUGUCAAUGUCAAAUUCCUCACUCUGGUCAAAAAAAAAUCCUGAAUUUAUUUAAUAAAAGUUUUACUUGCUGAGUAA
Myiozetetes cayanensis is the source of this 3737-nucleotide messenger RNA. RefSeq names its product CUGBP Elav-like family member 5 (gene CELF5). Gene Ontology annotation, biological process: regulation of alternative mRNA splicing, via spliceosome; mRNA splice site recognition. The coding region runs from base 26 to 1501 and encodes 491 amino acids. Gene Ontology annotation, cellular component: nucleus; cytoplasm; ribonucleoprotein complex. Gene Ontology annotation, molecular function: mRNA binding. The transcript has 13 exons. Lineage: Eukaryota; Metazoa; Chordata; Aves; Passeriformes; Tyrannidae. The record is from RefSeq and is a predicted model, not a curated record.